GCGGACGACGACAUCAUAUACUUUCUCGCCCCAUUUUUAUUAUAACAAAAGAUGUCUGACGCUGGAGAUGCCAUCGAGGUUGAGGUCGCCCAUGAGGAGGUCGCCGUCGCGCAGGACGCUCCCAAGGGCAAGAUGAGCGUCGAGGAUGCUCUUCAGCAAGUCCUGAAGAACGCUCUGACCCACGAUGGUCUCGCCCGCGGUCUGCGCGAGUGCACCAAAGCGCUCGACAAGCGCCAGGCUCAUCUCUGCGUGCUGGUCGAGACCUGCACUGAGGCUGAGUACCUGAAGCUCAUCGAGGCCCUAUGCGCCGAGCACAAGAUUUCGCUCAUCAAGGUAUCCGACGCCAAGGUGCUCGGAACCUGGGCUGGUCUGUGCAAGAUCGACCGUGAGGGCAACCCACGGAAGGUUGUUGGCUGCACUUGCGUUGUCGUCAAGGAUUAUGGUGUGGAGUCCGAAGGUCUCCAUGUCCUCCUCGACUAUUUCAAGAACCGCUAAAUGGAACGUUCGUCUCAUGCUGGGGGAUAUUGAUUGCGGUCAUGUACUACCUUAGCGACGUUGCACACCAUAAUCUAUGAGGGCCUUUCCAU
Molecule: messenger RNA, 587 nt
Organism: Dacryopinax primogenitus
Lineage: Eukaryota; Fungi; Basidiomycota; Dacrymycetes; Dacrymycetales; Dacrymycetaceae
Product: 40S ribosomal protein S12
Exons: 4
Coding region: 52-495 (147 amino acids)
Biological process (GO): translation
Cellular component (GO): cytosolic small ribosomal subunit; ribosome
Molecular function (GO): structural constituent of ribosome
Source: RefSeq, a predicted model, not a curated record